GUCUUUGUGGUCUCAAAUCAGAAUCCAGAGUGAAAACUGUAAGCAACCGCUCCACUACUCUCACUGUUCAGCGGUUUUCCGAUUUCCUCCGAGCAGAGUUUGAUUCGCUUUGCAUUGAGCCUCGUUAUUCAUCAAAUUCGGAGAAUCGCCAUCUGCGAGCUUUUCCGAUAAAUCGGUUGGUUCAGGCAUAUACAUGUUCGUCAAGAAGCUCGUCGACAAGGCUUCGAAGAAGCCUGCAAGUGGAAAUUUAGCUGAAGAUGUGGACCCGCGCCUAGUGUUCCAUUAUGGGAUCCCAACGGGAUCCGUCUUGCUGGCUUAUGACUCAAUUCAGAAGAUACUUGCUAUUUCUACAAAAGAUGGACGAAUUAAAUUGCUUGGGAAGGAUAAUGCGCAAGCUCUACUGGAAUCCAGGGAGACAGUGGCAAGCAAGUAUCUGCAGUUCAUUGAGAACCAAGGCAUCCUUCUAAAUGUAACUACCACUAACCACAUCGAGGUCUGGGACGUGGACAGGAGGUUGUUGUCAUAUAUUCAUGUUUUUAAGGAAGAAAUCACCUCUUUUACAGUUCUGCAACACAGUCUCUACAUGUAUGUUGGGGAUUCUGUUGGUAAUGUUUCAGUUUUAAAAGUUGAUCAAGAUCCAUGUCGCAUCAUACAGAUGAAAUAUAAUAUCCCACUCUCAGCAUCUCGUGGGAUUACAAACGAAGCCACAGGUGACACUGCCAUAAUGCAUAUACUACCCCAACCCGCAGCUGAAAGUAAGAGGGUCCUUAUUAUAUUUAGAGAUGGUUUUAUGACAUUGUGGGUGAUUCGAGGAAGCAAAUCCAUUUUCACAGCAGGUGGAAGUACAUUGCAGUCACUAAAUCAUGAAGCAAAGAAAGUAAGUUCUGCAUGCUGGGCAUGCCCUUUUGGAAGUAAGGUGGUUGUUGGAUACAGCAAUGGAGAUAUUUUUAUUUGGAAUGUUUGCUCAAAGUCUGAGUCUGCAACUGAUAAAGAGUUAUCUGGCACUCAAAGUACUCCUGCUUGUAAACUCAAUCUUGGAUAUAAGUUGGAUAGAAUUCCUAUUGCAUCAUUAAAGUGGGUCUAUGCUGAUGGGAAAGCAAGUCGAUUAUAUGUUAUGGGUGCAUCUGACUCUGUCUCUGCAAACUUGUUGCAGGUAAUUUUAUUGAAUGACCAAACUGAAUCACGCACGAUAAAGUUGGCUCUUCAUCCAUCUGAGGCUUGCCUUGACAUGGCAGUCAUUUCAAGCACAAGUGAACAAAACAAGAACAAGCCAGAUUCUUUUCUUCUGCUUGGAAAAUCUGGCCGCAUCUAUAUGUAUGAUGAUAUUUUGAUUGAAAAAUAUCUACUGCAAUGUCAAUCUAGGUCCUCACCCUCUCUCCCAAAAGAGGUGAUGGUAAAGCUGCCAUUUGCUGAUUCACGGAUCACUACAGCAAAAUUUAUAACAGAAAAUACAUGUUUGUUAAGUUCUACAGAUGAGGAUUAUGUUAUGUUGGCAAAGAAUAUUCAACCACUUCUUCCAUUUGAUGUGAAACCAAAAGAAGGAACUCAAUUGAACUCGGUGCACUUUGGUGGAUUCACUAAGAUAAAGAACUUAUACAUAACAGGUCACAGCAAUGGAGCCAUAAAUUUUUGGGAUUUAUCAUGUCCAAUUUUGCUCCCAGUUUUAUCAUUAAAGCAGCAGAGUGAGGAAGAUUUCUCCUUAAGUGGAAUAGCACUGACGGCAUUGUAUUUUGAUAGCAACCCCAGGCUUCUUGUUUCUGGAGAUCAAAAUGGGAUGGUUCGCAUUUAUAAAUUUAAACCUGAGGCGUCUGGUAUAGCGAACAGUCUGAUGUCCCUACAAGGAAUCACAAAGAAAGGUUCCAAUAACAUCAUCCAAAGCAUUAAGCUUAUAAAAGUUAAUGGAGCUAUACUUUGUUUAAACAUGAGCAGAAAACAUCUUGCGGUUGGGUCAGAUCAAGGACAUGUUUCACUCAUUGAUAUAGAAGGCCACACAAUAAUAUAUCAAAGGCAUAUUCCAAGCGAACUCUGUCCAGGGAUCAUCUCUCUCCAGUUCGAAACCUGUAGUUUCCAUGGUUUUGAGAAAAAUGCUCUUCUGGUAGCAACAAGGGAUUCAUCAGUUUUGGCACUUGAAGGGGAUAUGGGGAACACAUUGAGCUCUAGCACAGUCCAUCCUAAGAAACCCUCUAAAGCACUAUUCAUGCAGAUUUUGGAUGGACGGGGUACAGGGGAUAAAGGAUCAAAUAUAUCAGAGGGUCUAGACAUGAGCAAGAGUUCUGGUCAAGAUGUUCUGCUAAAACAAUCAUCACUGUUGCUUUGCUCUGAGAAAGCUGCAUAUGUCUACUCAUUAAUGCAUGUUGUUCAGGGAGUUAAGAAGGUACAGUACAAAAAGAAAUUUCAUUCAUCUUCUUGUUGCUGGGCAUCAACAUUCAAUUUCAACACUCCCCCAAAUUCCUGCCUUAUACUUAUUUACACUAGCGGGAAAAUUGAAAUAAGGUCCCUGCCAGAAUUAUUGCUCUUAAAGGAAAGCACAAUAAGAGGUCUUACAUUUUCCAGUCCAAAGCAAAACUCAUUCUCUGACAUUUCAAUUUGCUCUUCAUGGUCCGGAGAACUCAUUGUGGUGAAUAGUGACCAGGAAAUAUUUUUUGUUUCAGUUUUGCUUCAAAAGGAAGUAUACAGGCUUUUGGAUUCUGUUUGCCAAGUUUAUAAAAAUGAUCUGGCGGUUUCAGAAGAAGGGCUUAUUUCUGUACCUCCUGUCCCCAAAGAAAAGAAAAAGGGUUUAUUUAGCUCUUUCAUUAAGGAUAUAAGAGGCAGUAAAGCGAAGCAUGGGCCUGAAACAGAAGCUGCUGAAGAUGUAAAAGAUAGUAUUGAAGAACUCUCCACAAUCUUUUCAACUGCAAACUUUCCAUUUGACAAUGAAAAUAAGGUCGAGCAGACCCUGGAUGAAGUUGAAGAUGACUUAGAUAUAGAUGAUAUUGAUCUUGAAGAUCCAGAAGAAAAUUCCAAGGGGAAUAAUAUGAUGGGAGCACUAAAAAAGCCGAAUCUGACAAGCAAAUUUCAGACACUUAAAAGCAAGCUGAAACAAAUGAAGGUCCAAAAUGAAAAAGUAUCAGUGAAGGAAGAGACACAAGAUGAGAAGGCUGGUUCGGUGGAUCAAAUCAAGAAGAAAUAUGGAUUUCCAUUGUCUGGUGAAUCCAGUGUUGCGAAAAUGGCAGGGAACAAACUGAACGAGAAUUUGAAGAAGCUACAGGGCAUAAGCAUCAAAACAACAGAGAUGCAGGACACUGCUCGAUCAUUCUCAUUUCUGGCAAAGGAAGUGCUGCAAUCUGCUGAACAUGAGAAGCAAAGCUCAUGAACUUCGUGCUUUAAGAACUUAGCUGUAUUUAUUUUUGUUCCUUUUUUUUCAAUUUUUUUUGCGUGUACAUUCAUUUCCAUGUGUAUAGGUGCAAGAUUUGUGCAGCCAGCAGUGGCUUAUAGGAUUUGCUUCGAAGUCAUUUGUAAAUAAUUUGAGUGUUCUAAAAGAAAUAUCUCCUUUGUAAGUUUUUGUGUUCUCUUUCAAGAUAAACAAAGUCCAGUUUUACCA
Molecule: messenger RNA, 3580 nt
Organism: Malania oleifera
Lineage: Eukaryota; Viridiplantae; Streptophyta; Magnoliopsida; Santalales; Ximeniaceae
Exons: 24
Coding region: 194-3352 (1052 amino acids)
Biological process (GO): regulation of exocytosis
Cellular component (GO): cytoplasm; plasma membrane
Molecular function (GO): syntaxin binding; GTPase activator activity; myosin II binding
Source: RefSeq, a predicted model, not a curated record